GUCAGACCUUCAUCACAGAUCUUUCGUAAGACAACGUGUCAGGCAUCGUCUUCGUAACCAUUUUGUGUAAGAUCUUUCUAGGAAGCAGGUUUUAGAGGUGGACGUCUGGUUUCUAUCACCCCAAGUGUGAACACUUCUGAACUGCUAUAGUCAGUGGAAAUGCUGCGGUCGUGAGCGCAGGAUGUGGGGGGGAAACCGCCGGGGUCUGCUGGCUUCUUUCAUACUCACCCUGUAGUGUAAAACUUCCAUCAGAGCCCUAUAAGAGUGCAGGGUGGAGGACUGCAGCCAGUUAAGGCGGGUGGUUGAAGUGUUGCUGCACAGGAAGUUGCUGAGCAAAGCUGAGAGGUUGCUCAGACAUGGAUGUCUGCUAUCAUUUGCUGCUUGUCUUUCUUCUGGCUGGGUUCUGCUCAAUCGGAAAAUGGUCAGCUGAUGCCUUUGAGAGUAGGUUGGUUCCUGGCAAGCCACUGAACGUCAGCAAGAAUGAUACAGAUGUUAAAAAGGCUGUACAAACUGCAACCUACUCGUUCAACAACCGGACCAACGAUGCUUAUUUUUUCAAGGCAUCAGCUAUUGAAGACGCCCAAAGACAGAUUGUUAAAGGUAUCAAGUACCUGCUGAAGGUUGAGAUAUCUCGGACUGUGUGCAGGAAGAGAGAGAGUGAUGUUGACCUUGCUAACUGUGCCUUUCAGCCACAUGGUUUGUUGCAGCAGACAUUCCUCUGUAACUUCGAAGUGUGGGCCAUACCAUGGCUGAAGAUAAUGAAGACCACAUUUUGCCUCUGCCUUCCUCUCGACAAGUCCUAAUAUGCCAUUUUCAAAGACACCUGUACAUGUGAAAUGGCACUGUAUGCUAAUUUAACAGUGAGCUGGCACAGAAUAAAAUAUGCAGUUGGAAUUCAAACAAGAUGUGGAUGUAAACUUUUGAUCAUGUUCAAUGACUAGUUAUCGCUUCUGCUCAUCCGACUGACCGUAAGUUCAGAAUAUCUAGCUUGCAUGUUAUUGUGUGCUGAGGCAGAUGUGUAACACUAUGCUAGAUCAGGGAGGGGGUCUCUUUCAGGUCCAGUACCUGUUCAGAGAAGCUACUUUUGUUAGACCCAUUACUCUUCCUUAACCUCAGAGCACUGGAAGCUCUUUUAGAAGCUGCAUACAGUCUGAUCUCAUAUAAUCCCUGGAUCCAGCUAAACAGGACUGGUGACAAGGGGUGGGCAAAACAACUAAUGCAUCACGAUUCUCUUAUAAAAUAUUCUGCAUUGAUACACAAAACAUAAUGUGGACGUAUGCAAAGGUUUGGG
Messenger RNA from Pygocentrus nattereri (red-bellied piranha), 1291 nucleotides. RefSeq names its product cystatin-F. Lineage: Eukaryota; Metazoa; Chordata; Actinopteri; Characiformes; Serrasalmidae. Gene Ontology annotation, molecular function: cysteine-type endopeptidase inhibitor activity. Gene Ontology annotation, cellular component: endoplasmic reticulum; late endosome; Golgi apparatus. Gene Ontology annotation, biological process: negative regulation of microglial cell activation; positive regulation of myelination; immune response. Bases 357 to 803 code for a protein of 148 amino acids. The transcript is spliced from 6 exons. The record is from RefSeq and is a predicted model, not a curated record.